Messenger RNA from Phytophthora sojae, 3513 nucleotides. RefSeq lists its product as hypothetical. NCBI's taxonomy places the organism in Eukaryota, Oomycota, Peronosporomycetes, Peronosporales, Peronosporaceae. The record is from RefSeq and is a predicted model, not a curated record. Gene Ontology annotation, molecular function: phosphatidylcholine lysophospholipase A1 activity. The transcript has a single exon. Gene Ontology annotation, biological process: phosphatidylcholine metabolic process. The coding region runs from base 1 to 3513 and encodes 1170 amino acids.
AUGACGCUGGAGCUGACGCGGCUCGUGCAGCGCGCCGAGCUGGCCUCGUCCGACCUGUGGGCCUGGCUGCAGCGUCGGCUCGCCGCGUUCACGCGCGUGGGCGCCAAGGCGGCGCACAAGACGUCGCGCCUGGCCGCCGACGUGCGCGGCCACGUGGAGGAGCAGAACCCGUACGCGGUGGGCGGCGUCGCCACGCUGGUGGCGGUCGCGCUGCUGCUGGGCGUGCUGUUCGUGUGGGUGGCGUCUCGCCAGGUCCGGCCGCGCAAGCUGCCGCCCGCCAAGCUGGAGAAGCGGCCGUCGUCGCCCACGUCCAAGCGGCUGCGGCACAACUCGAAGCACUCCAAGUCGUUCUCGGACCUGCUGCAGGCCGAGCACGAGCGCAUGCAGGAGAACCGCCAGCUCGAGCUCGAAGACAACAUCACGUUCCCCAAGGAGCUGCGACAGAACUGCGGCCCGGAGAACCUCAAGUUCAUCUACGACACGCUGUCCAAGGUCUUUUCCUUCCUGCGCGGCGAGUUCGUGGAGCCGCUGGCGCGAGAUCUGCGCAUCCUGCGCUUCUCCAAGGGCGACACGAUCUUCGACGAGGGCGAGCUGGAUGGAUCCAUCCUGCUGAUCGUGAAUGGGUCCGCCUCGCUGUCCAUCCACGGCGAGAAGGAGGAACAACGCUUCUCCAAGCUGCUGGGGCGUGGUGACACGCUCACGUCGUCGCUGCCGCUGCUGACGGUGCUCGUGAACGAACUGCAGCAUGGAGAGUGCAGCGCGCAGGUGAAGAAGGUGUGCGGCAGCUUGUCUGCGCGAGCGGAAGAGGACGGCACGCGCCUGUUCAAGAUCCCGACGCAUUCCAUCAAGGAGGUGCUGGAGAAGUACCCCGAGGCCUUCUACCGCCUCUCCCAGGCGGCGCUGAGUCAGGUGGAGAAGAUCACGGCCAAGUCGCUGAUCGACCACUUCGGACUGUCGUCGAAGAUUAUCAGCGCCACGCCACUCAUGCACCCGCUCCUGCUGGGCGGUGAAGAAGGCGAGAAGACGGCGGAGGCUACCCCCGUCAAGGACCUGGUGGAAAGUGUGGCGGACGCUAUUGGUUUGCACGACUCGGAGCUGAGGUCGACGCUGGCCAGCUGCGUUAAGAUUAUUAAGCGUACCAAGAAGCAGACAAUCCGAGAGCCGGGCGACUCUACUGCACUGGGAGUCCACAUCGUUCUGAGCGGAUCAGUCAGUGUACAGGUUGCCACGGCUACCCAGACGUACGCUGAACUGUACAAGGCCACGAAGGGAUGUGAAGUUGGUAUUUCGACGUGCUUCGUUGGAUCACACUACUUCGCAACUCGCAAUAUUUGUCAGGAAGACACCACGCUGCUUUGGAUCCCGGACGCGCUGUUCUGCAGCUUGUUGCAGAUCAACCCGGUAGCGGUGAAGUGCGCGCGCCACCUGAUUGAGCAGUACUCCGACUUGGUGUGUGUAGCUGAUACAUCGUUCGACUGGCUGCACCUCCACAGUGGCGAGAGUCUGUUCGAUCGUGGCGAUCUGUGCGAUUCUGUGUUCACAGUCAUCAGUGGCCGCCUGCGAGCGGUGCAAGUGCACUGCUACCGUGGUAAGGAGGUGGAGACGACAAAUGAACUGGUGCGAGGAGCGACUUUGGGUGCGAUGGACAUGCUUGGAGCGGGAGCCAGCAACUCGUCGGUGUUUGCCAUUCGUGACUCCCAAAUAUCACAAAUGUCUCGCAAUGUGUUCGACUACGUGGUCAACAAGUACCCCACCGUGCUUGUUCAAUUCACCAAGAACCUGGCGCGCCGUAUGCCGACCCCUCGCGUGGAUUCCUUGAAGCCCGAUGCUAGUGGCCUCAAGGCUCGCAGUAACUACUUGCUGUCUCUGGGCUCGAGGCCUACCACUACCGACGGACAGAAGACUGGAAGCAACCUCCCUAUAGGUACGGUUGCUGUGAUUUCGCUGACCCAGAAGACCAAGAUUCAGACGUUCUGCUCUCACUUGGAGAAGUCGCUGAAGACGCUGGCCACGGUGGAAACAGUAUCAUCGCAGAAAGCCAAGGCCUUCCUGGGCGACCAGUGGAUCAGCAAUUCGCGCGUUUCAAGAGCAAACCUUACUGCGUGGAUGGGUGACAUUGAGAGCUCAAAUGAACUUGUGAUUUACGAGGCUGACCCGCAGUUGACGGCUUGGACUAAGCUCUGCAUCCGCCAAGCUGACCACGUCCUCCUGCUGUGCUCGGACGCCCACCCGCAGCAGGCAUUUGUCAGUGACAUGAUUUCUAUUCUCGAGGAUGCGUGGGACAAGAGAGAUGCCGAAAUCAACGUCGUGCGUGUUCGCGAGAAGGACUGGACUUUGACUGCUCUCGAAGCCGCUGCUAAGCAAGAGGCCAAUGGGUCCUCGCGCUCGUAUGCACUGAAGAAGAAGCUGCGUCUGCGAAUGGAUAGCCCCUUGCUGCCUCGAUUUAUUCUCCCCAUGGAGCGAUACGAGUGGAUCAGCGGCUACCACAACGUGCAGCUCCCGUUUGAGGAUCAUCGAUCGGAUUUCAUGCGUUUGAGUCGACGAAUCACCGGCAACUCUGUUGGUUUGGUGCUUGGCGGUGGAGGUGCAAGAGGCCUGGCCCAUAUUGGCGUGCUCCGAGCGCUUCAGGAGUGUGGUAUCCACGUGGAUGUCGUUGGUGGCACCAGCAUCGGAGCGUUUAUUGGAGGUAUCUAUGCGCUUCACCCCAACCGCCUCGAUCUGAUCGAGUCCAAGGUGAAGCAGCUAUCUGCAGGUCUGAGCAGCAUUUUCGAGAAGCUCCGGGACUUGACGCUGCCUAUCUCGUCCUUCUUCAAUGGAACACGCUUCAACAAGAGCAUCCGCGCGCACUUCUACGACUUGUCAAUUGAGGACCUGAUGCUGAAUUACUUCUGUGUGUCCACGGAUAUCGCGAAGUCCCGUAUGAGCGUGCACCGCAGUGGACCGGCGUGGAAGUAUGUGCGAGCGUCCAUGAGUUUGCAGGGUUACUUCCCCCCGAUCUCGGAAAAUGGAUCGCUUCUGUUGGAUGGCGGAUAUAUGAACAACCUUCCUGCGGACAUCAUGAAGGAGGAAGGCGGUAUCAAGUAUAUCUUCGCCGUGGAUGUGGGCAGCGAGUCGCGCACCGACUUCUACGACUACGGCAGCGCGUUGUCCGGGUGGUGGCUGCUUUGGAACAAGCUCAACCCGUUCGCCAAGACUGUCGCGGUGCCCUCAAUGGGCGACGUGUCUGCGGCGCUGGCGUACGUGUCGUCGGAGCAGCACAAGGACCGCAUCAGGGAGGAAUGCAUUGAUCUGUACCUGCGCCCGCCGGUCAAGGACUACGGCACGCUCGAGUUCAACAAGAUGGAGGAGAUCAUCGAGGUUGGCUACAACUACGCGCUACCGCGUAUCCAAGCCUGGAUGGCGCGCGUUCUCGAUGCGGAGCCCGACGCCGACAUCAAGCGGACGACACCGCCGGACUCGCCAGCAUCGUCGACGCCUUCGACGACGCCAUCCAAGCUGAGCAUCAUUACAUGA